GGCGCGGCGGCCGAGGCGGCGGGGCGGCCGAGCAUGGAAGAACAGCAGCCGGAACCUAAAAGUCAGCGCGACUCGGGCCUCGGCGCGGCGGCGGCAGUGGCGGCGGCGGCGGCCCCCGGCAGCCUCAGCCUGAGCCUCAGCCCCGGCGCCAGCGGCAGCAGCGGCAGCGAUGGAGACAGCGUGCCGGUGUCUCCGCAGCCCGCGCCCCCCUCGCCGCCCGCGGCGCCCUGCCUGCCGCCCCUGGCCCACCACUCGCAUCUCCCCCCGCACCCCCCGCCCCCGCCGCCGCAGCAGCAUCUCGCGGCGCCUGCUCACCAGCCGCAGCCCGCGGCCCAGCUGCACCGCACCACCAACUUUUUCAUCGACAACAUCCUGAGGCCGGACUUCGGCUGCAAAAAGGAGCAGCCGCCGCCGCAGCUCCUGGUGGCGGCGGCGGCGGCGGCCGGAGGAGGCGCAGGAGGAGGUCGGGUCGAGCGUGACAGAGGCCAGACCGGCGCAGGUAGAGACCCUGUCCACCCGCUGGGCACGAGGGCGCCAGGCGCCGCCUCACUCCUGUGCGCCCCGGACGCGAACUGUGGCCCACCCGACGGUUCCCCGCCAGCCACCGCCGGCGUAGCGAGUGCGUCCAAAGCUGGGAACCCGGCGGCGGCGGCGGCGGCGGCGGCCGUGGCAGCGGCGGCGGCAGCAGCGGCGGCCAAACCUUCGGACAGCGGCGGUGGCAGUGGAGGCGGCGUGGGGAGCCCGGGAGCGCAGGGUGCUAAGUACCCGGAGCACAGCAACCCGGCCAUCCUGCUAAUGGGCUCAGCCAACGGCGGGCCCGUAGUCAAAACUGACUCGCAGCAGCCCCUCGUGUGGCCCGCCUGGGUCUACUGCACGCGCUACUCGGAUCGUCCGUCCUCCGGUCCGCGCACCAGAAAGCUAAAGAAGAAGAAGAACGAGAAGGAGGACAAGCGGCCGCGGACGGCGUUCACGGCCGAGCAGCUGCAGAGACUCAAGGCGGAGUUUCAGGCGAACCGCUACAUCACCGAGCAGCGGCGGCAGACCCUGGCCCAGGAACUCAGCCUCAACGAGUCCCAGAUCAAGAUCUGGUUCCAGAACAAGCGCGCCAAGAUCAAGAAAGCCACGGGCAUCAAGAACGGCCUGGCGCUGCACCUCAUGGCGCAGGGACUAUACAACCACUCAACCACUACGGUCCAGGACAAAGACGAGAGCGAGUAGCCGCCGCCGGCAGGGGCCGCGCGGUCCGGCCGCCGCGCCCGCGCCCCCUCCUGGUACCGCCACCGCCGCCUUGCCGGCCCCACGCCCCGGGAGAAAUAAUCAGCGCAAAGGAGGAGGAAGGGAACAACAGCGAAAAGAAAGAGAAAGGGGUCCCCAGGACGGAGAGUCGCGUUGGAACGAGACAUUUUUCCAAAGGGAGAAAGACUCGGACAGGUGCUAUCGAAAAAUCAGAUCAGUUCUCUCUUCACAGUAUAAGGGACGAAACUGCGAACUCCUUAAAGCUCUAUCUAGCCAAACCGCUUACGACCUUGUAUAUAUUUAAUUUCAGGUAAGGAAAAGAAUUAUGUGUAGCGAUCUCUAUUUGCUGGACUUUUUAUUAAUCUCCUUUAUUAUUAUUGUUAUAAUUAUUAUAAUUAUUAUAAUUAUUUUAUCCCCCGCCUCCGCCUCGCUGCCCCCAGCCCAGUUUCGUUUUCUUUUGAAUGUUACUGCUUCUCCGGUGCCUCCCGCCCCGCAUCGCUGGCCCUCGUUUCUCUGGGACUUUUCUUUGUGUGCGUGAGAGUGUGCUUCCUCGCGUGUCUGCCCUUCUCCUGGGCCCUUCUGUCGGUCUGUCUGUCCUGCCUCCCACCCCUUUCGUUUUCCGGAGACUUGUUGAGAAAUACGACCCCACAGACUGCGAGACUGAACCGCCGCUACAAGCCAAAGAUUUUAUUAUGUUCAGAAACCUGUAGUCUGAAAUAAAGUGUACGCUGUGCUCA
This is a messenger RNA of Balaenoptera ricei (Rice's whale), 1973 nucleotides long. It is a transcript of the gene EN1, whose product is annotated as engrailed homeobox 1. Gene Ontology annotation, molecular function: RNA polymerase II cis-regulatory region sequence-specific DNA binding; DNA-binding transcription factor activity, RNA polymerase II-specific. Lineage: Eukaryota; Metazoa; Chordata; Mammalia; Artiodactyla; Balaenopteridae. The coding region runs from base 34 to 1218 and encodes 394 amino acids. Gene Ontology annotation, cellular component: nucleus. Gene Ontology annotation, biological process: multicellular organism development; neuron differentiation; regulation of transcription by RNA polymerase II. The transcript has 2 exons. The record is from RefSeq and is a predicted model, not a curated record.